UGAGAUUUGAGUAGUCAUCUGGGUAACGUGCGGAGGGGAAGGCAACGCUUCUCGGUGCUCUCAAGGAUUGUGUUGUACAUAAAAAUCCUUUUCGAAAUAGCUAUUUUUUGAUUAUAUAUGCAGUGGAGGUGAAAUUUUUGAAAGAAGAACUUUUCAUAUUGAUUUUAUGUAAAUUGUCGAUCACCUUCAACUUUAUUUUCCAGACAAAAACCAGACACUUGCCUUGAAAUGAAAUCCGAAUUCCAACAAGAAACUAUACACAAAGAAGUCGUUGUUAUUGGAAAUGGCCCCAGCGGUAUUGCUCUCUCAUAUAUGUUAUCAGGAAAUUUACCUUUUAUCACAUCAACUUCACAUCCUGAUGAAAUGUUGGCCACACGUUUGACCACAGCAGUAAACCAAAGCUUGAUAGACGCAGAUCUGGACUUUUUAUCAACAGGUUUAGAGGGGAGAUCAACGAAUCCGAUUUCUUUGUUGCUAGAUGCUUUACUUCAUCCCUGUGCAGAUGUAGGAAUAAAUAUGGAGCCGCUAGUAGAAUUUAUGAAAAGUGGAAGGGAGAUCGAUCACGUGGUAUUAGGGAAAGGACUUCCCGGUGGUUCCUGGCACAAAAUGGAUCCUCAAAUUCUGACUCUCUCUUUGGGAAGCUGGAUGUCCCUUCCGGGUAUACCGUUUCAAUCCACAGAUUCUGGAGAGAGAAGAGCGUACGCUUCGAGCGUUGCUCAAUAUUACGUGAAAUACGUUGACGAAAUGAAACUGUCUAAAUUUUUCCGGAACAACGUGCUAGUAUCGAUGGUCAGACCAGUUGAAACCUUGAGGAAAAUCGAUAUCGUUAAGGAGGACAGGAACUGGGUACAGAAAAUCGACGCGAACGAUAGAAUGAGUCUGUGCACCACAAUAGGAACUAAAAACAAACCCAAAAAGUGCAUCAUCUCCAAUGCCAUUAAUUACAUCUGGAACAGGAGCGGAAAACGAGACUGCAGCAAAACUUGUAAAAAAGUCCGCAGCCAGCGAACACAUAACGAACACAGCCCCAAUAGAAAAAUUAAAGAAAUACUGUCCGAAAAACACUAUAUGCAGUGCGACCUCGAAUCCUUCGAUUCAAACUCUUCUCUGAGCAGUUCGGAUAGCAACAAUUUAAACCUUGUUGAUCCUAGACGAGAUGGAGAAAUUGUUCCUUCACGUGUUCAUCACGAGAACGAUGUGAAUUGGAUUAUAGAAACACACGAUUUGGAGAGCGGCAAAACUACCAUAUACACUUGCAAAUAUUUAAUUAUGGCUAAUGGCUGCCAUGAUGUCCCAAAUAAACUGAGCAUAAAAGGUGGAGACGAUCAAGACUGGCUGUUGUAUGAUUUACGUGCUCUGGAAUGGUGCCUUGAUAACAAAAUGAACAUGCAAGAUACAAGUAGACCAGAUCCUGUGCUUGUGGUUGGAGCUGGUCUGAGCGCCGCUGAUGCUGUGAUAGCGUUAAGGGGAAGAAAUAUACAUGUUCUUCAUGCGUUCAGAAACAAAAGUGCCGAUUUAAACAGACAACUUCCCGAAAAUAUGUACCCAGAGUAUCAUAAGGUACAUCAAAUGAUGCAAGAUGGAUGUUCAUCUUACCCUUUUUACACAUCUUAUCCAGAAUAUACCUUAACUGGUAUAAAUCAAGUGGAACACACUGUUAUAUUAUCUACUAAAGAAGGAAGAUCUGUAGAAAUCAAAGUUUCUUACGCCAUAGUUCUGAUUGGAUCCAGACCUGACCUAACAUUUUUGCCAAAGAGUUCAGAUCUAACUUGGAAGCAGGCUCUACCAAUAGAUGGUAAAACAAAUGUAGUCAAAACGAACAAAUUUAAUCACAGAGUUGAAGGAUAUAAAAAUCUGUAUGCUGUGGGUACUUUAGCGGGUGAUAACUUUGUCAGAUUCAUUCCUGGAGGUGCUUUAGCAGUUGUGGCUGAUCUUUAUAAAAGGAAUCAACUCGAUGAAACAUGAAGAUCCUUGCUUUUUAUUUACUCACAUGUUAAAUAUUCCAAAGAAUUCGUCAAUUCUAUGUAGAAAAUAGGAUUCAAAAACACAUUUCCUGUGUGUACAGGGUUGAUGACAGGGAGUCAAAUGAUAUUCGGCUUAGCUAUGAAAUGGAUAGUUCUUAGCUAAUUUGAUGUAGCAACUAUUCUGUGAUCAAGAUAACUUGAUGGUCCUUUAGGGAUCUCCGUGAUAUUAUAGUAUUUUUCAAAUGAUUCAAGAGAAUAUAAUGAUAAAGCACUAAUUCAUCUCAUAUCCAAUUUGAAAUACGUACCUAUAUGAAUCAUAUAUAUAUUAUUGCUAAUUAAUUUGCCAACAUUCCAUGAUUGGGUCAUAUUAAAUUCAAAUAUAUUCGCAAGAAGAAUCAUGAAAAUCAAUUGAAAUAAUAUUGAAUAUGUACAUCGGUAAUUCUUCACAUCAAUGUAACAAAAUUUCAAGUGAUCAAGGAAUGUUAUCUAAUGCUCAAUUAUUAUCUACUGCAUUUUCAUGAACAUUUUUAGUAGUUAUACUGUACUCUAUGAAUUUUUUACAAGAGCUGUCUACAUCCCAGUUAUUGAUAAUUUACAUUUUUAGAUGAUAUUUAUUUGCAUUUUAUAUACAUAAUUGUUUGUUUUUUUAGUUUGUUAAUUAGAGGAUGUUUUGUGAUUUUUAUACUUAUAUAGAUAUAACUUGUUGAAAAUUUAAAAUCUGAUAUUUAUUUUGAUAAUAAAAACUCUGAUGAAUCUUUGUUUCCUGA
This is a messenger RNA of Harmonia axyridis, 2731 nucleotides long. RefSeq names its product oxidative stress-induced growth inhibitor 1-like. Lineage: Eukaryota; Metazoa; Arthropoda; Insecta; Coleoptera; Coccinellidae. The transcript has 5 exons. The record is from RefSeq and is a predicted model, not a curated record. Bases 229 to 1965 code for a protein of 578 amino acids.